AUGUCUGCGGAGGAAGGCUCUGCGCAGCCAUCUGCCGCGGGCAACGACAAAGCCCCGGCGCCCAAGGCUGCAGCCACCUUCAGUUCCUUCAUUAACAAGAACACGACGGGCAAGAAGUUUGCGCCCAAGGCUGUUGCGCGACGAAGACCGGGCGCCGCAGCAGCAGCAGCGGCGCCAGCGGCUCCAGUUCCCCCGCCCGCUGCGACGCAAGAACCUGAGUACCCGACUGCUUCUCAAAGCAUCUCAAGAAUACACGAAUCCUCAAUUGCGACUGAGGAACUAGGCCAUGUUCACGAACCAUCCCCCAUCGCUACGGAACCGCUUCCCACGCCUCCAUCCACCAUCGCAGACACACAACCACGUCAAGAGCAGGAAACCCAAAUUGACACCCAGACCUCGUUGGGUGCAGUCCACACUGCUGAAGAUGGGCUUGAAACUGGCAGAGCGCCCAAAAGGCGGCGCGUGGACCUACCUGCAUCGAAGGACCCCGCAACUACGCAGGUGUCAGUGAACGAAGGAGAAGACCAGAGUCCCACACAACCCAUGCAACAGGAACAAGAUGAUAGUACACAACAGCUCCCCCAAGAUCAAGAAUCUAUCAGCACCGAAGCAUUGGCAACAGCUACUGAAAUGUCAGGUCUGGCAGCGGAGACGACGGCUCCGCAGCCCCGACCAAGACGGACACUGCCCUGGGCAACUGUAAACCCCCCACAAGAUGAUGAUAACGAAGAGGCUGUUGCGCCUGCGCCAACCAAGAGAAGACUUGCCAGGACUCGAGGAAAGAAGAAGGUCACAGUAGACGAAGAUGCAGGAGAAGCAGAACAGCAGGAAGUCGACGAGGAGAACGACUCUCAAACCGUGCGAAAGCGACCUACCGCAAAAGCUCGAGGGAAGAGGAAAGCUGUCACAGCCAGUGCAGAGGACGGCGGCGAGACACAACCACCCCUGAAGAGACCGCGGAGACUCAGGAAAGCCAAAGCAGCCGAAGGUACUGGUACUGCCGAAGCAGCUGACGAGGAGGCUGAACCAGAAGAAGAUGGUGGUGAAGAAGUCGUUCUACCCCGCAAGCCACGCCAACCCAAGAGGAAGAAGAGGCAGACCACGGAGGGCGAGGGUGAAAAUGGGGAAGGUGCACAACCGAAACGAAAGGGACGACCGCCACGAGAACCCACACCGGAGGACGCAGAGGAACAAAUCAUCGACCCGCAAAUAACUUUCAUGGAUGGUCUAGCUUCCCGUAACAUCCGGGUUGGGAAGCUAUCGAGUCGUGAGAAGCAGAUGCGAGAGAUUGACUGGGCAGCUGUUAAGCAACGUCGACAGGAGGAAGAUGCUCGUCCGAUAAAGUCUAAAGAAGAGCAGGAGGCAGCCGAUACGGCUUUGAACGCAGCAGCUCUCAAUGCCCCACAAGAUUUGGGCCCUCGUUUCCAAACGGUCGACGGUGUUAUUCAGCUGGUGCCCAAUACAGGCACAGUCGAUCGAGAGGCCGACGCAGACCGCGAGAUUGCAGAUUAUGAAAUCAUCGAGGAUAGAGAUAUUACUUCUCGCAUAACGUCACGUAGUUUCAUGAAAAACAACAAGCGGUUUCCCAAUGAUUUUAUCCUACCUGGUCAGGGUAGACGCUGGAACACUGAAAGUACAGACUUGUUCUACCAAGGCCUAAAGUCGUUCGGGACUGAUUUCCAGAUGGUAUCCCAGAUGUUUCCUGGCUCUACUCGACGGUCCAUCAAGACAAAGUUCACACGCGAAGAGCGCGAAAAUCCUGAACGAGUGCGAGAAGCUCUCCAAGGUCAAAGCGAGAUUGCGUCUCACUGGGGUGUCUUCCUUGAAGCGUCACAGAGGCAAGAAGAGUCUUUCGCCGAUGCCGAUGAGAUUAAACGCCAACUCGCGGAAGACGAGGCACGCAUGCGGGCACUGAUUACAGCUGCGGCAGAAGAGACUAGGCAACGAAAUCUCCAGAAAGCGGCCGCUGGAGUGCUGGAUGACGAGAAUGGGGACGGCGAGAACGCCAACAAGGAAAACGGCAAGGGCAAGAAGAAGCGGGGUCAAAAGGGCAAGCAGGUCACAUUCCAGGAGGAACAGGGCGUAGAGAUCAUAGGCUCACUUGAGGACGAUCCAACCUGGGGGCAAUGA
Messenger RNA from Cucurbitaria berberidis CBS 394.84, 2130 nucleotides. RefSeq lists its product as uncharacterized. The transcript has 2 exons. NCBI's taxonomy places the organism in Eukaryota, Fungi, Ascomycota, Dothideomycetes, Pleosporales, Cucurbitariaceae. Gene Ontology annotation, cellular component: transcription factor TFIIIB complex. The record is from RefSeq and is a predicted model, not a curated record. Gene Ontology annotation, biological process: RNA polymerase III preinitiation complex assembly. Gene Ontology annotation, molecular function: TFIIIC-class transcription factor complex binding. Bases 1 to 2130 code for a protein of 709 amino acids.